Messenger RNA from Diabrotica virgifera virgifera (western corn rootworm), 16621 nucleotides. Its product is annotated as 1-phosphatidylinositol 4,5-bisphosphate phosphodiesterase epsilon-1-like. Gene Ontology annotation, biological process: small GTPase-mediated signal transduction; lipid metabolic process; phosphatidylinositol-mediated signaling. The record is from RefSeq and is a predicted model, not a curated record. Lineage: Eukaryota; Metazoa; Arthropoda; Insecta; Coleoptera; Chrysomelidae. The transcript is spliced from 31 exons. The coding region runs from base 435 to 6089 and encodes 1884 amino acids. Gene Ontology annotation, molecular function: phosphatidylinositol-4,5-bisphosphate phospholipase C activity; guanyl-nucleotide exchange factor activity.
UAGCAGCGUCAAGUGCGAAAGCAGUCAGUUUUCCCGAGCGCGUCGUCACAACAGCAAGCCAGAUCUUCUUGCCAAUAACAGAUUUGAUCACACAAAGUGUUUAGUUUUGCGCAACAUGUGCUAUCCAUAGUCGCGGCGACUAUGGAAGAGUUUUGAGAGUUGAGGCGCGCCCAUUUUGAAUUUCCCGACUACUUUUAAAGCCGUAAUGGAAAAUUCGGUUUCCCAUAAAAAAGAUUCGUUCUAGAUUUAAUGAUUGAUAUCAUUAAGUGAUUUGAUCAUUACAAGUGAACCGAUAGAUUGAUUUAUUAAUAUCAUCAAGUGAUUUGAUACCUUAACAUAAUCGAUUAACAUCGUGAAAAAAGUGGUUUCCAACACCCAAGAGGCACUGGGAGACACAUGUGCUCGGCUGGUGAGCCGCCCCGACGUAAGGGGCCAUGCCAUGCGAGCUAGUUUGCCCCAAGGUACCAAAAGCCAUCAAGAAUCAAGGUCCCCACAUUCAUGUACACCAAUUAUUCCAUACUGACGAGCUGGAGAAAGGGAUUCCUCUCGCAGCGCAGACAAGUUACUGCGCAGAGCUGGAGGAGUUGCGGGAGUUGCUCCACUUCCCUGAAGAGGUUGCCCUUCGCCUGGCCGACACUGAGUAUCAACUUUUUUAUCAGGUCCCACCAAUCGACUAUCUACGUCAGGUGACCUUGGACUUGGGAGGAGCUACAGGAACAUCCGCAGAAAGUCUUCCUGGCAAUACCUCCGCUAAGAGAUCAUCUGUCUCGACUCUAAUUAAACGCUUCAACGAAGUGAGCGCCUGGGUGACACAACUGAUAAUCACCCAACCCACCCACGAUGCCCGUCGUGCAGUUCUUUCUUGUGUCCUUCGGGUCGCCUUAUCCUCAUGGAAUAUCGGCAACUUCAAUGGAGCCAUGGAAAUCAUUGCCGGCCUCAAAUCCAACAAACUCAAGCCGUUCUGGCUAUCCAUCACCGAAAAGGAAACGUUGCCGGUGCUGGACUUCCUGUCGGCGGCGCUCCUUUCCGCAGAAUACGACCGUGCCUUAAGUAGGGCGCUCGCCAUGCCCGAGUGCCCGGUGGUGCCCUUCUUCGGCGCCUUCCUCAGGGAGCUGCGGGAGAUCCUCGCAGCAGCCGAGGCGGGCGGAGUGGGGCCGCCCGGAGAUCAUCUUCCGCCCGCUGGGAAGUCGCCCAAGGCCGCACAAGGACAUAGGGACCAACAUCAUCAGCAGAGACAAGUGUUCAUAUCAGAUUAUAAUGGAGAAGACCACCAUUUUACGACCAUCGGUCCUGGGGGACUUAUCAAUUUGGAGAAGAUCUACCGCACGCAAGCAGUCAUGGACCAUAUAUCUUUGUGCCAUCAACAUUAUCAUAGUAGGAAUCGCCUUUCGCCCACUUUUAGCCUCAUCGAUUAUCUUAAGUCAUCUGCCAUAAACGAACAACGCGUUUUAGCGUUCGGACCCCCGGAAAAAGUCGAACUCGACGCCGAAUAUGACUGUGAUGUAGACGAUUACCACCCUGUACAGCCGCUCGUGCACGACCAUGGGGUAACUUUCGUGUGUUUGUCGUCACCCCUGACGAAAAUUGACCAACACGUUAUUCAGAUCCUUCAUCACGGCAGCACCUGCGUGAUGUGGGAAGGCUUCGAAGGCCCAUCGCCCCCAUCAGGAGUCAAAGGUGUCUUGCUCUAUCUGCGAUUAGACCGCUCAUCGACGACCUUGACGUGGGUGCGACCAAGCUGGAGCGGCCUCAAAUCGGGAGUUGCUAGCGACUCCACGGAUCCUUUCACUACCGACUUCAACCUGUCUUUCAAUCCGGAAGAGACUUUGGCGCCGGGGUUGCUCACUAAAUUGGCGUUGCAAGCUGCAGGUGAACAGAGUACGGGGGCAACGUUGGACGAUGGCUUUUUGGAUCUAAUAAUGGUAAAGGAAGUCCAUCUGGGAGGACGAGAUGCGGAAAAAGACGCCGAGCUAGCGACGAUGGCUAGAAAAUAUGGCCUCAAUCACGAACCAGGCAAUGAAUGCGCCUUAACCAUACUUUACGGAUAUGGUUUGAGUGACAACCGUCUGCUGUAUAUUGUUUGCCCACCGGUUGUUUGUAGAGUCUGGUUUAGUGGUCUCUGCUGGUUAAUAAAAGGAUUAACAAGGCAACAAGAACUCUGUGAUAGAAGAUUACUGUGGUUACGGGAGCAAUACAUGCAGCUAUAUCACGAAGAUGGAUACUGCUGUGGACCACUAGCUGCAGAUGCCAUCCGAUCCUUUGGAGGCAGGGACUGGUCCAUUGCUGGAGUGACAGGAGGACAGGUUGGGGAAUCUUCGGGAGCAUUGAGGAGAGAAGUUUCGAUGAAGAUCAAGAAGAAACAGCUGCUUAGCAACCAAACAUUUAAAGAUAGAAGUCUUCGUGCUCAAUUCGUAGAACCCACCACGAUGUGCAUGGAGAGCAGCUAUUGGAGAAACCCCACGCAUCAUCGCCAGUCUACGCCUACUACCUUUCCGGAUCACCAACACGACGUUGCCAGACAUCAUAGUUUGGGCCAGUUGGCGUAUAACUCAUCCCAACCAAAAUUUGACAGGGAUAGGCAUGGCUCAACGGAACAUCUAUGGCAUGGCAGACAUCCGAGAGUUGGCUCAAUAUUGUACGAUACUCAACUGGAUUUUGUAGAUUUUGUUACUCUUUUCCGUUCUUUCAGUUUACUAAUUAGGAAGGAUCUACGGGAUCUAUUCGAACAACUAGCAAUAUCUUACAGAAGUAUGGCUGUGAAUACUAGUAAAAUUAAUGGCGUGAAGUCCAAAGUGGCCCAACCAAAGAAACCACAAAAGUUAGGCUUACUAACGAGAAAUAGCAAAGCAGAGUUAGAGGGUGUCGUAGUUAAUUCUCAGAAAAAGAUUUUCGAUGCAAUCGCCGCUGCGAGUAUCUUCACGAACUGUGCAGGAAUUGAUACGAACAAUUCACAAGUGAUAACGAUGUCCACGUUUACGAAAUUUUUGGAAACACGGCAGAUGGAAGUGAUGACUGACGAACAAGUCAAAGCCUUAAUAUCGAGACACGAGCCUGAUGCCACAUUACGCGCCCAGAAUUGCCUCUCCUUCGAAGGGUUUGCUCGGUACCUCAUGGACAAGGAAAACUUUAGUUUCGUUUCAGAAAGGGAAGUUCCCUUUGAGAGCAACAUGACUCGCCCCCUAUCUACUUACUAUAUAGCCUCGUCUCACAACACCUACUUAACUGGUCAUCAACUGAAAGGAGAAUCGUCGGUAGAACUUUACAGUCAGGUUUUACUGACAGGCUGUAGAUGUGUGGAGCUCGACUGUUGGGAUGGAGAUGAUGGAUACCCCAUGAUCUACCACGGACAUACUUUCACCACCAAAAUUCCUUUCAGUGCUGUAGUAGAGACCAUUGACAAGAAUGCCUUCGUGACGUCUCCAUAUCCGAUUAUUUUAUCGAUAGAAAAUCACUGCUCUCUACAACAGCAAAACAGAAUGGCUCAUAUUUUCCUGAGGAUCUUCGGAGACAAACUAGUGACCUCAUUUCUAUUCGACUCGGACUAUAGUGAUGAACCAUCGUUGCCUUCCCCGGAGCAGUUGAAGAAUAGGAUACUAAUAAAGAAUAAGAAGUUAAUAAUGGACGUACCGCCACCACUGACUUUUGCAACCAUGUCGACACCAAUAAGGCCGGGAAGUGGAGGGAUGCGGCACUCAGUACCUGGACGGACCAGCUCGAUUAUCAGUAAUACAAGCAGCAGUUCGUUUAACGAUGACUUUAGUGAUGAUGAUUACGAUGAUGAAGAUGACGAAGACAAUAUUGAUGAGAAACCAAUUCAUGGUAUCAACAUCACUGACUCACCACGACCAUACGGAGUGCCUCAUGCAGUAUCCAAGACGAGUUCACAAAAGAGAGCUGCGCCAGAUGAUAAACUGAAGAAGAAAAGCAGCCAAAUAUCCAAGGAAUUGUCCGAUAUGGUAGUUUACGUGCAGGCUAUAAAAUUCCGAGGUUUGAACACAAUAUCUCCCAGCAGUUCAGUGAAGCAGCGUCAAAAAGCCAUAACGUGCUCUGUCAGUUCAAGCGCGACAUCUGGUAUCAGUUCAGCAUCCAACAUUAGCUCAGGAACCACCAGCGAAUCGGACAAUACCAUCUUCGAGAGCGAAGUUCAAAAACCCCGCCCUAACAUGCAUCUACCCUGCUACCAGUGCUCGUCUAUUAACGAAAAUACGGCAAAGAAACUAUGCAGAAAACAGCCACUGGCAUUGGUAGCUCACACACAGACUCAACUGAUGCGGACUUAUCCAGCUGGAAUGCGAAUCGACUCCUCGAAUUUUAACCCUGUCAUAUUUUGGUCAUUUGGCAUACAGAUGGCGGCACUGAAUUAUCAAACCGAAGACACACCAAUGCAGCUCAAUACGGCUCUCUUCGAAAAUAACGGCAAAUGUGGUUAUGUCAGUAAACCAAACGUUAUGUGGGAUCGACAGCACGUGAUGUACAGGAGGUUUAACCCUUGGGAUAAGGAAUUUGAUGGAAUUCACUCCUCCCAAGUUGUUAUAAACAUAGUUUCCGGUCAGUACGUCGGCCAAAACAACGUCAACCUUAGCACUUACGUCGAAGUAGAAAUCAUAGGCAUCCAAAUCGACUGCAACAAACAGAAAACCAAAAUCGUACAAAAGAACUCCCUCAACCCAAUCUGGAACGACACGUUUCAUUUCAGAGUCAUGUUCCAAGACUUGGCCUUUCUGAGGUUCACGGUGAUAGACGCAGCAAGCAGUCAUCUACUGGCGCAAAGAAUCAUGCCUUUGAAAUGUCUAAAGCCGGGUUAUAGGCAUAUAAGACUGAGGUCGUCGCAGAAUAAAUGCCUCAAUAUGUCGACGUUGUUUAUUUACUCGCGGAUGGAAGAAGAGAGUUUGGAGAAUACCGAGCAUGGUGACGGUAGAUCGGAAAGACCUAAACAACCUGAAGCUGAGGCUUCAGAAAGUGCAGGAUCCGAUGGAACCUUUUUAGGUAUAUCUGGUACUCCUUUAUGCGUCAAACGCAGGAUGUUUUUCCUGAUGGUCUACGGAGUGGUAUCAGAAGAACCUUACACCAUACUCAAAAUUACGCAAGAAAGCACAACUCAAGACGUGUUGCUUCUUUGUUUACAAAAAGCAGGAGUCAGUCCUGCAAAGGUAAACGAUUACAUUUUGGUAGAAGAAGUUGCACGCGGUUGGGAGAAAAAAGACCAUAAUUUGCCAGCCACGCAAAGGAUUUUGGAUCUUCAUGAGAGGCCACUACAGGCGCAGUCUCAAUGGAAAGGCGAAGGCCGCUUCAUCCUCAAAAGAAUGGGAGACGAUCCAAGCAGCCGCGCGUGGUUGUCCUCCAUUCGCAGCGUUGCCAACCGCGAACGAGAAGCUCGCAAGUCGGACGGAGCCCCCAGCAACGCUUGGGAGAUCAACGACACGUUCCUAGUCUGUAUAUACAACGUUUCCCCCGAAAUACCCUACGCCAUACUCAAAGUACCGUUGAAUGCCUGUUCGCAAGACGUGCUAGCGCAGGCGCUAGUCAAAGCACGACGACUCGAGGACCCCAUGAAUUUCGUUAUAGUUGAAGAGUUGGAAUGGGGAGGCGGAGGUCAUAAUAUUCAGCAGCGAGCGCUGACAGACUUUGAAAAUGUUUAUAGCGCGCAGUCCCAUUGGCAAACGAUAGGACGCUUCAUUCUCCAAGACCGUUCCAGCGCAACCCCCACGUCCUUACGCAAAAACAGGAUAACCUCAAGCCUUCGUCUUGCCACUCUGGACAGGAUAAGCAGAGGCUUAAACGUAGCCCGAAACGUCGCCUCGAAUAGUAUCAAGAUGCCCGUGCAGGUGGCGCUCAGCGACCCCACCACGUCCAAGUGGAAGAGCAAAACCGGAGAAGACUCGAAAGGGGGCAAAUCCAGUGCCCGGAACAAAUCGACUUCGGACAAAGACUCUACGGCCACGGCCGCUAAGAAGGCAGAAGUGACUCGUGAAGUGCAUUCGGAGGGGGAAACUUUGAGUGACGAGGACUCUAAGGAGUCGGACUUGAUGUCGACGAUGUCGCGGUUGAAGAAGGUUUCGCUAAGGAAAUUUAAGGAGUGGAAAUCGUGACUCCUGGACUAAAGACUCCUUAGUUGUUUUGAUUAAUUUAGUGAUUUUGUGACCUUAACUUUAUAUCGAUGACUAAGAUUGAGAGGGAUAUGAAAUAUAAGAAAAAUAAAGGUAGUUUAUUAACAAUAUUAAUAAAACAGAAACUAAUAUAUACACUAUUGACCAAUUUAAGAAAAAAAAUUAAACAAAAAUGGCAUUACUUUUUAAAACUUAGUCAAUUAAAUGUCGAGCAUUUCUUUUGUUUCUCUAUCUCUCCUGUGACGCUAGAGCCCAAGUUGGUCCCUGGCCUCCUCCAGCAUCUGCCUCCAAGUAUGUCCCUGGCUGCUCUCCUCCAGUUAUCCAUCCUCAAUAUCUCUUUAGCAGCGGUUCUGGUUCUUACUUCUUCUAUCCACUUCUUCCUUGGUCUUUCUACUGGCCGCCAUAGUUCCGAUAAGCGUUCUGUUAGGUGUUCCGUCAUUGUUCAUUCUUAUGAGGUGACCUGCCCAGCGUAAUCUUUGUAUUUUUGCGUAAUUUGCUAUAGAGGGUUCUAUAUAAUAUUGGCAUAACUCGUGGUUGAACCUUGUUCUCCAUAUGAGGCGCUCAGAGCAACAGUGGCCCAAGUCACAAAUUGAGCAUUUUUGGAGUAAUAUCUCAGGCAACCAAAUAACGUUUACAAAACGUUGAAAAGACGUCAUGAUUAUCACCAAACCACGUCAGUUUAUCACGUUUUUUCGACGUCGAAAGUCACGUGAAUUUGUCCCACCAUAAUUGACGUCAUUUUUAUCACGUUUUGAAUACGUGAUAUCAAAAACGCAGUUUUUAUGUCGUUUUUUAGAUUAUUUUUCAUUUUAUGGUUUUAAAGAUACACAAUAAUUAUUCGUAUGGGCAUUGUUGGUAUUGCAAUUUUUCAUUUAACCGGUUUAAAUUUAGCCCAUAGGCUAAAAGUAAAACCAAAUGGAAGACUCUCUAAAAUAUAUAGAAUUACAUUAUCCUCAAUGCAACAUACCUAUAUUAUAUAAUUUUUACUUUUUAUAUAUACUUAUUGUGUCAAAAUUGAAACAACAUAAUAAGUACCUAUAAACGAAUAAAUUUAUUAACAAAUUAAUUUAAUUAAACUCGAUAACACAUUAACGGAAAAUAAACACCAAAACAAAUUAAAACAUAACCUCAAGCAGUUUUCAAGAAGAAUUAUUGCAUUAAACUAACUCACUUGAGGAAAACGAAUGAAAAUCUCUUAAUUAACACGUUUCUUUAACUAAAUAUUUAAGCUUCUCCCAAUUUUGUGACGUCGCACUUGGGCUGUCUGAAAUGAAAACGUGUGUGUUUUUAGACGUAUUUUAACGUCAAUAAUCUUACGUAUUUAAAAUCACCUACAAAAGACCUUUAUACGACGUAAUCUUCAAACACGUGUAUACAUUCAACCAAAAACGUCACUUGGUUGCCUGGGAUAUCAAUAAAUGCAGCAACAUUAAAUCUUCGGAUUAACAAGGGUCUACACAGUACACAACCUACCUCUAUAUUUGACUAAAUGGCGCUACAUAAUUUGUAGCACCAUCCCAUAAGCAUAAUGUAAAUAUGAAUGCAAAUAUUGCAUUUAUCCCAAAACUUCGUUUUUGGGGUUAGGCCACUGUUGCCCUGAGCGCCUCAUAUACCAUUGUCGCAAAAGGGUCCCAAUAUCCUUUAUAAUAUAUUUCUUUCAAAAGUAUCAAUAAGGUUUAUUGUCCUUUGUGUUAUGAUCCAUGUUUCUGAGCCAUAUAUUGUUAUUAGUCAUAUGAUGGUUGUAUACAUUCUAAACUUCACUUUCCUAUGGAUGUCUUUGGAUCCAAACACCUGUGACAGAGAACAAGCAUUACAGUUUUUCAGAUGUUUUAUCAGCAAGCAUUAUCCGGUCUCGUAUUUUCUUCUCGUUGCUGUCCUCAGUUAUCUGUACACCCAGGUAUGUGAGCUGUUUUACUACAUCAAUAUUGGCGUCAUCUAUUGAUUCUGCAAGUUUCGUUGUUUUCUUGCUUGUAUUAGGCCUUUAGUUUUAUCUACGUUGACGGCUAAACAUAUUUCUUUCGCAUUUUCUUCAAGCUCCACAUAAAGUUCUUCGAUGUCUCUUGCGAUUCUUACCAUCAAGUUUACGUCAUCUGCGUACAUUACAAUCUGCUUAUAUAGACUUAUUAAAUAGUAAAUUUUUUGGGAUUACAUCAUUUUUUUAUGACAUAUUCCAUACAUAUUUAUAUUAAAUAGAGUCGGUGCCAGCCCAUCUCCAUGUUUUAGCCCUUUAGGUAUCUGUCAAUUGAUUUCAUACUCCAUAAUUUUUUUCUAAUUCCAUUUCAGGCACAAAUGUUUUCAUGUAGUAUCAUGUAGUAAUGUCUACUACAUCAUAGUUUAAGUGAAAUAAAAAUUUUAUAAGAGGUCCAACUCCAUUUCCCUUCAGGUACUUAAAAACACUGGUUUCUAUCAUUAGGAUAGGAUAUUAGGCAGUGGAUUACUAUCUGUCCCCUUUUCAGAUAUUUUUCAAGCCACUUUUUCUUCUUUCUUUCAAUCGUCUAGGUAGCAUAUUUUUUUUUCAAAACUUUAUUCUUGUACCUCCACCACGAAGUGUAUCCUCCACCUAUCAGGUUUUUUCUGAAGACCACCAGGUAGUUUCUUUUUUCUAAUUCAUUGCGUUUCCAAUCUCAUUUAGCCGUUUCCAUUAUUGACUAUGCCAUUUCAAAUCACAAACAUUACUAAUGCGGUCCAACAUCGUCCAUACACCCCAACAUCUACAAAAAUUUCUGGAAACGAUAAAAUAUAACGAAUAUAUGGUUUGUGAUAGGGAUUAUCAAAUCACCUAAGAUUUAUAAUUAGUACCAUUUAAUUAAAUAGACAUGGAACACAAAAGAGAUACUGGAUUUUGGACAGUUGGCAUAAAUAAUUGAUGAAAAUGUGUAUAAAAUCCCUCUUAAUAUUCGUCAACGAUGUUCUAUAUGAUAAAAUGGUUUCUAUGAAAUGGCAGCUUUUCUUUGUAAAAUAGUUUGGUGGGCAGGCAAACUUGUUUCUUGUUCGUAACAAGCCUGUUACCUCAUUUACGUUAUUUAUUAUUGUACAUAAGAAUAGAGUAUUUAAGUAUAUAUAGCGAUCUUUCUCUAGUCAAACAAAACAGUAGAUCAUUUGGUUUUGUAAGGAACAAUACAGUUCAGAAGCGUAUGAAAAUAAUUUUGGUUUUUUAAUCUAGCCAUAUCCUUCCGACUGCGCCAAAAUUCUUAAUGUUUAAAGUCCCUAAGUUACAUUUAUUUUGGCUAAUAAUAAUGUGUAGAAGUAUAGUUAUAUGGAACGUUACCAAAGAUGGAGCUGUGCAAGAUCGUAACUUUAAAGGGGUCAGAAACGAACAAAUAUAAAACGAAAUGAAAAUGAACCAAUUGUGAGGAGAUAGAGGAUAACAUGGAUAUUGGAUAAGGAGAAGAAGCAUAUUGGUCCACUGGCUUGGUCGAACGUGCCAUCUGUUUAGUUGAACGUUCCAUUCUUUUUUAUUUUUCAAGUUCGCGCAUUUAGGUGCGGACUCACUGCAGACUUCUUGCUGACUUAGCGCUGACAUGACGCUGAAUUGAUGCUGACUGAAUGUUUACAUGUAAUGCGAUGUGUUGACAAAUGAAAAAGAAACUGAAGAAUGUAAUGGCUUUAACCAGAGGAAUUAAGAAGACGAUAUAGCGCCAUCAAAAGUAUCUAAAGGAAUAAAUGUUUCCAUAAAUCAUAAAAAAUGGUUUUGUUUUAAAGCUUUUUUAAACUUGUCGAUUUUUGGUUUCAUAUGCUGAACACAUGUAUUGUUCCAAUCACAUCCCAUCUACGUUGACAGGCAAAUGUACUUUGCGCCAUAAAGUAGCUAGACUUCUAAAAGUUUUUGUCUGCCAAACCACAUUUUACUCAUUCAAAAACACCUUAGCAAAAAUACAUAGAUAUAGCGAUAUGUAGCAACUAAGGUUCAUAUUCUACAGGAACUAAAUAUUUUGCUACUGUAUCUAAGAACGUAUUUUUCAGUUUUAAAAAGAGUUUAGCACGAGAAUAUAAUAUAAUCAGUAACCCUCAUAUCAAUAUUUCAUGAAGUCUUUCAGUAUUAUUUGUGGAAUGGGUAAUUUUUUUAAGACCAGAAGAAAAAUACCGGUGUUUAAGAGUUGUUGUCGAAAUAUUGCUACGGCUUAAGCGUCAGUACACAACUGUAAGUAGUUACGAUUACUAUUAAAGUUCUAGUAAUUUAUUUAUUUAAAACCCUUAUUUUUGGUUUUCUCAUAAGUACUAGCCUAUUAAAUUCUAAUCAGUGAGCUACUGUUUACCUUUGUUUUUCUCCGAUAUCCAGUGCUACUUUUUACCUGUUAAAAUGUCAAAACAUGUCACUUCAUGAGGACAGGUUUUUCCUGUGAAUCUCUUAAUAAUUGCAAUCAGAAGCCAUCCAGAAAAUUAAUCAGAACAUUUUUCGAUUUGUUUAAGUUAUUAUUGAAUUUACUCGGCUUUAUGAGGCCUUUAUAAACAAACAGCUAUUCUAGUACAGACACGUAUCUGUUGUUGUUUUCUCUUUUCAUUUAACUUCAUUAUAAAAUUGUCAUUGAGUUUCUUUAUCUGCUCUUUUUUUUUGUUAGGAAAAAGUAACAUUUUUGAUACCGCAAUACGUUAAAAUUUUGGCGCCCAACGUGGGGAACGAAAAUGUAAUAAAAUAAUAAUGAAAACGGUGUUAUUAAAUAUCAAAGACAAUCAAAAGUAAAAAGCAACUCAGCGAUUAGAAUUACAUAGGCUAUUACUUACGGCAAUAAUAAUGUAUUUAAAUAAACUCAUCAAAUAAAAUGAAUUGUAAUAGUUCUAGCAAUCCAAAAUGUUCAUAGUGGUAUAGUGACGUUUCUCACUUAACAAGAUAGGUAUUGGUAUUAAAGAACAAUAUAAGGGCGAGCGGUAUUCAAGUGUUUUAGAUCGCUUUACAAGAAUCUGGAAUUAUUUCUGCUCUACUAUUAUGGAAAAUGGUCAAAAAUUACUUAGAAUGUAACAACUGGGCCCUGUGACUACUAAUCCCGGUCCCUACUAGUCAAAAGAAUAUUAUGUCAAAGUUAAAACAGAAAUAUAAAUAUUUUUUUAAGAUGUAAGGCACAAACAACAUUAACACAAGCAUUACAAACAAUAAUUCUAACAUUUUUCUUUGCUGUUUCAUUUAACAAUAUUUCCUCAAUUUUAGAGCAAAAAUACGUAUUUCGAGUUUCUGGCUCAGCGAGCCUAAAAUACAUGUGUUUAAGUCUAAACUUUCAAAUAGCACGGUCACUCUUUGCUAUUUAGUUUUGUUAAGCGCCUUUUUGAGGAUUUUCUGCUCGCGUAGUGUCACGUAGAAUUAUGCCAAAAUGAAAAUUUUCGAGAUGUCAAACGCUUUUAUUUUCAAAGAUAAUCUAGUGUACAAUAUACGUGAAGCAUAAUAUACAGGGUGUUUCGUUAAGAAUUGUCCAUAUAGUAACUGGAAAAACCUUAGCACAAAAUACGAAGAAUUAACUCAAAACACGUAAAUAAAAUGAUGCUCCUUACUGAGUUACAGGGUGGUUUAUUUAAAAAUUUAAAAACUAGUUCUAUCCAUUACUUUACAACUAUUUAACAUAUCCUUGUCAUACUUGGCAGGAAGUGUAGGUUCUGUACACCCUACUAAAUUAUAUUAAUGAGAGUUACUAUAUCGGCAAUUCUUAAUAAGACACCCUGUAUAUAGAAGCUUUUCACAAUUGUGAUUAAUCAGUAUCAUGACAACAACUUUAACACUUGUUUAAUUUAAACCUGGUCACUUUUAGCGUCUUAACAUAUAUACAGGGUUAUUUCUAUGUCAGUGUAAGAUAAAUUUUGAAAGUUUUCAUCGUUUUUUUAACUUAUUUUUAGUUGGUUUUGAUGUUGAGAUUAAGCACAUAAUAAGGAAAUCCUGACCCGUUCUUAGGGUUUGACUUUUUUAUGUGUAUCUGUCUAGGAUUUUAUACUUUUUAUAUAAGCGAAUGACAAAAAACGCUUCAUGACAAUUUUUUGUAAGUGCCGGAUUUUAAGUUGGUUCCGGCACGAUUUUUUUUCGUGGAAAAAAGCUUUAAGGAAACCCCAGGAAUGCAAAUUUUUGCCUUCCAGUUUAGUUUUUGUUGAUUUUUGCAGAAACUCGGACAAAUUGAUAAUUUUGUAGAAUAUUUGCUUACAGGCAUUAUUAUUUUUCCUUAAUCGUUAACCACUUAUAUGCGGUAUGCCAUACCCCGCCGAAAAUAGUUUGUUGUAAAACUUGUUUUAUAAAAUAUUCCUCUAGUCCGUCCCACCUUGACUUUACAGUAUAGGGAACAUAUGCAAUGCAGCCCUUAUGAGAGUUUUUAGUACGUUGAUGCCGAUUUUAUCAAAAAGAAUUUGUAAUCGAACAUUAGAGAUAUUAAAAAAACUGUUUUAGAAAGGCAAUCUACAACAUUUUAGGAUCCAUAUGCGUAAUAACUAUAGUACAGUCGAACCCGCUUAUUGGAAUAGCCUUCGUGCCAAGCAAAAGUAUUCCUAUAACAGGGAUAUUCUAAUAACCGAUCAUAUGUGCAUAGUAAAAACGUUUUGGGAUCUCAAAUUUCUAUUCCCUAAACCGGGAUAUUCCUUUAACCGGUAUUCUAAUAAGCGGGUUCCACUGUAUAUCAAACAAACUUAAACGCAUACGAAUAAAUGCUCAAAUUUACUAAAAACCCUUAUAGAAAAAUUAAUGUACAAAUUUUUUAAGAAAAUUAUAACUUCAAACGAGUAUAACUUUAAAACAAAUGAAGAUAAAGUAAUUUGACAAACUUUGUUUGGAAUUCUACUAAUUAAGUUUGAAAAGCUCAUUUGCAUGCUUAGUAGCCGAGUUACGAUCGAUAAAGCGUCGAAAAAUACUUACUUGACUGUGAACCGAUUUUGCGCCUCAUAGCGCGCCAUUAAAAUAUCGACAUCAUGGCCAAAAAUAAACAUACGAACGUUUUCAUAAACUUAAAUUGUUCCUUUUGAGUUCUUCUAUCAUAAUUGUUAAUUAAAGUAUAAAUGUUUAUAGCUUAAAUUUGCUUGAAACCCUUAUAAACAAAUUAAUGUACAAUUUUUUUAAGAAAAUUAUAAUUUCAAACGGGUAUAACUUUAAAACAAAUGAAUAUAAAGUAAUCUAACAAACUUUGUUUGGAAGCCUAAUAAUUAAGAUUUAACAUGAGAUCUUCUAUGGCUCAUUCGCAUGCGUAGAAGCCGAGUAACGAUCGAUAAAGCUUCAAAAAUUACUUAUUUUGCAAUUUGCAAUUUUCAUUGUGCACUAAUUUUACAAUAUCUUGAGUUCUAAUUGUUGGAUUUAAGUUUAGUAAAUGCAUUUUUCUUCGUUUUUUAUUAAGGGACAAAUUUUAUUUGAAACAUUUUUGUUUAUCUCUUUUAGUUUAUGAGCCAGAGCCUUAUAAACAAUUUAUAAACAAUUAAAUUGUUUAUAACAAUUUUUUGACCACUCGGAUCGAAAUCCACCCUCGAAAUUCGUAAUCAGCAGCCAAAAAUCCAUAAGAAACCGUUGAGUUUGUCCAUCAGAAUUGAAAAGGACACGGUGACCCCUCUGGAGCCUAGACUAUCUGUAAAUCGUAGUAAAGAAAGACGUUCUCACAAAUUUUUAUUGGCUCAUUCAUUACUCUAUAAAUCGUUCAAUAUGUUCAAAUGUUUGUUUAUUUGUGUAAACUUUAACAUAAAAAUAGUUGAUACGGAUACUUAACACUAAGAAUACAAAAGCUAGCAAUUUGUUGGAUUUUCUGCAUUAUUUGUUGAUAAUAUGUUACUUAUUAGUGCUACUACUUUUAUUAUUGUUAAAAAUUAGAAAGAAUAGAUUAUUAUACGGAAAAAUCAAAUAUUACAUAAUUACAGAAUCUUACCUAUAUAAAAACUUAGGUAUAAUCUAUCAAUUAAACCAUAUCUGACGUUGAGUUGAUUUUAACCCAGGGAAGUGAGAUUUAUCUGGACUUUGAAUAAUCUAGAUAUCUGACAACUUUUAUAGGUAUUGCAGACCCAUAGAAAGUAAACCUAUCUAUUCAUCAAUAGAAAGCAACAACAGAAUAUUACCUCUGAAUUCUAUACUACUGCAUGGAUUUUAAUAAAAUUUUGGGAAUAGCCUCUACUUAUCUCAUAAUUCAAAGUCUACCCUAUGCCGAUGUGCGCUUGUAUCUUGGGGGUGGUUCUCACCUGGUGAAAAUUUUUUUGGAUUAAAUAACUGGGGGCUAGAGAACCUAAUUCUAAGCAAAAACUCUUCUAUAAUUUUGUUUUGAAAACUCAAUACUGGUUGAGUUAUACGUGACUAAAAAAUUGCCAUUUUCAUUUAAAAAUGUCAACUUUUUGGACGGUUUUUUUGCGAAUAUCUACCUUAAAAAUUAUGCAUCUAACGAAUAAAACUGUAUAAAAUAUUUUUGUAACUUAUGAAAAAUCGAGAUGAAGAGAUUCGUUUCUUUAUGAGUUUUCUCGUUAUAAUUCAAAAAGAAAUAUGGUAGGUGAAAAGAGAUUUUUUUGGUGCAUGCUGAAAUCGGUGUAUUCCAUAUUAAACAGAAAACAGGUCGAUUUUAGGGAUAUGAUGCUACCAAUAUCUUUUGUAGUACUUAAAAAGACCUUUAAAACGAAGAUUACGUUCAAACUAAGCGAGAUUAUGGUGCAAGAAAAUUGAUGACUAAUUUAUUUUAAGAUAAAAUAUAUUUAACCCCUCAUCCGCCAGACUGAAACGCAUCGUUCUCCUUCUACAAUACCUUUUAUUAUAGUGUUAUUUCUGUGUUCAAAAUGUUGGACGGGUUUAAACUUAAUGGUUUUUGAAAAACCUAGAGCAAAUUAUAGAACACAUUUUCAAAUAUUCUUAAAAAUCUUCCUUAUUCUCUAUGUAACUGAAAAAUAAUAAAGAGAUACAGUAAUGAAAGAAAAAAACAAACAAUUGUUAUCUGAAAAAACCCUACAUUGGUGUACUGUAUCAUUUUUUUGAAGUUAUACUUCUUUAGGCGCGAUUGGGAGUGAAUUUUUAUUAUUCUGCGCGCAUGCGCACACAGACAGUAUGGAGUUCGUUGCGAAAAGAUUUAAGUUAUGUAUGUAGCAGUCCAAAAAAGGUGUGUAAAGAAUAUAUUAGUGUUUUUAGUAAAUAUAUUUAUUAUAAUUGUUGUGUCUUUGGAUUAGUCUUCCUCGGGAGUUAGAUAAUACUUUUAUUAAAACAUUAUUUUUAUAUGUAUGUACAGUCGGAAAAAUAAAAGAAUAAUUUUUUAAUUUUUGGAUUUUUGAAAAGUGUUAAGUAUUAAAAUUAGUUUAAUAUUUAAAUAAAAUAAAAAUAAACUAUUUAAUGUAUUUUAUUUCGUUGAAAUCAUAUAAUAGAAGCAUAACUUCUUACGUGCGUACAAAGUAUACACACACACAUUCUUUUUUUGUAUCUUUUAUCAUUUUCGAGUUACAUUGAUAAAAAGGAAGAUUUUUAAGAGACUUUAAAAAUGCGCUCUAUAAUUUGAUCUUAUUUUUUUAAAUAUGCAUUUUAAACCCGUCCAACUUUUUGAACAAAAAAUAUCACUAUAAUAAAAUGUAUUAUAGAAGUAAAAUGAUGCAUUUAAAUCUGGUGAAUGCAUCCUCAUGAGGAGUUAAAUAUAGUUCGCGCAUUUUAUCUUAAAAUAAAUUAGUCAUCAAUUUUUUUGCACUAUAUCUCGCUUAGUUUGAAUGUAAUCGCCAUUUAACAGCUCGUCUUAAAACCUACAAAAGGUAUACGUAGCAUUACACCCCUAAAAUCGACCAUUUCUCUGUUAUUUUAAGUUGAAUACUUACACCGAUUUGAGCAUGCACAAAAAAAGCGUUUUUCGCCUACCAUAUCUCUUUUUGUAUUACAACUAGAUGAUUUAUGAAGAAAUGAAUCUCUUUGAUUUUUCAUAAGCUACAAAAAUGAUAUAUAUAAUUUUUAAGAUAUUCGCAAAAAACCGUCCGAAAAGGUGUAAUUUUUAAAUAAAAAUACCAAAUUUUUAACCACAAAUAACACAUCUUUAACUCAAAAUAACCACUUCCGUGGUUAUUUUGACCAAAAAAUUGUCCGCCCCUAGAAGUCGUGGGAACCACCCACACGAUAAGAGAGCCAUAGGAUAUAGGGUAGACUUUGUUUCUUGAGCUAUUCCCUACAAAUUGAUGCAGUAGGAUGGAAUUCAGAGCCAAAUACCCCCACUGACUGCACUACGCACGGCAGUAAACAGAUAGGUUUUCUUUUUAGAAGUUAACAAUAACUGAAACAGUUGUCGCAUACCUGGAUUAUUCGAAGUCUCGAGCAGGGUCUUUUUUCUGCUUAUUUCCCUGGAAUAUCUCAUUAUCCGAUCGUUUUACGUUCACGGACAUAUCUAUCCGUAUUGGAAUGAACAGAAUCAAAUUUUACAGUAUUUAUCAUGUUCAAACAUUUUACGCUAUUGUACAUUAACAUAUUGAUGUUAUUAAAAUAUAUUAUUAUUAUGAUUAUUAUAAAUAAUACGAAAGAAACUAUACUUAUACCUACUGUUAAUUUACAGUACAAAUUUAAGAUGAUUGUUUUUAUGUAAAAUUGUUAUAUUUAACGAUUUAUAAAAAUAUAUUGCGUUAAAAUUUCA